Molecule: messenger RNA, 5010 nt
Organism: Danaus plexippus (monarch butterfly)
Lineage: Eukaryota; Metazoa; Arthropoda; Insecta; Lepidoptera; Nymphalidae
Product: zinc finger protein 271-like
Exons: 22
Coding region: 366-3605 (1079 amino acids)
Biological process (GO): regulation of transcription by RNA polymerase II
Cellular component (GO): nucleus
Molecular function (GO): DNA-binding transcription activator activity, RNA polymerase II-specific; RNA polymerase II cis-regulatory region sequence-specific DNA binding
Source: RefSeq, a predicted model, not a curated record
AUAUGACAAACUUUCGUUCUCUUCGGCCAUAGUGGGAAUGUGUUUAAUUGAUAAUAUCUAUUUAUUAAAAUUCAUUUUAUCAAAAUAAGUGAUUAGUACUUAAAGUUGUAUAUCUCUUAUCAUAGGAUAAGACUCUUUUUGUAUGUGUGAAACUAUUAAAAAAUCGAAAAUAUAGUGAUACCCAUCGUCGAGAAAAAUGUUAUUGUGUGCUAAGUUUCAUAAUGGCGGUCUGUCGCGUCCCCCGCGCCUCCAUUUCGAUGACAGUCAAAUUAUGACAAUGCCGAUACGUAAAUUCCUAAAAAGUGCAAUGUUUUCAUAACUGUUAUACCUAGUGUAGUGAUAAAUCAAAUCUAUAAAGACUUAAAAUGAAUCAGGAUCACCACAAUAUAAACACGGGUGGUGGCCAGCCACCAGGCAAUUCUGAGCCUCAAACUCAGAGAGUUCAAUCAUCGCAGCAGCAACAGCAGCAGCAAACACAAAAUAACAGUUUAACUCCCACAACAUCUGCCACUGAUUUACGGGUCAAUUCGGCGGCAGUAAACGUUGCUUUGUCAAGCGUAGCUAAAUAUUGGGUGUUUACUAAUUUGUUUCCGGGUCCAAUACCUCAGGUGUCAGUGUAUGGCGUGCCCACUGGUGCAAGAAUUGAAAAUGGAAAACCUGUACAGGAUCUAGGUCAAGCGCAUGCUAGUAUCUUGAAUGGUGAUCCUAGUAUUAUACUAGGUCAUGCAGGACAACCCCAGGUCACAGUAUCAGCUGCGGGACAACAGAUUCCUGUCUCCCAGAUAAUCGCAACUCAAUCAACACAAGGACAUGAUUCGCUGGUCGGUCACGGGUCGGGUGAAUCGGGCGGUUCGCUGGCAACACCCUCGCAGGUACCCAAUCGGGUCGAGUUUGUACAACAUAACGUUGACAUGGGUCACCACUCGCAGCAGCAUCUGAUGCAACAACAGCUAGCCAUGGCAAGACCCGACCACGCCAAUCAACAGAUCCAGCUCACUGUGAGCGAGGAUGGGAUAGUAACAGUGGUGGAGCCGGGCGGAAACAAGUUGGUUGACAAAGAAGAACUACACGAGACUAUAAAGAUGCCCACAGAUCAUACACUCACUGUACACCAACUGCAACAGAUUGUUGGACAUCAUCAGGUGUUAGACAGCGUGGUUCGCAUCGAGCAGGCCACGGGCGAGCCGGCGAACAUACUUGUGACUCAAAAUCCCGACGGUACCACCUCCAUAGAAACUAGCGCCGCAGACCCGUUGACGGUCAAGGAUGAAAAAGGAACUAAAAUGGAGACCGCACAGUUCGCCAUACCAGCCGAAAUCAAAGACAUCAAGGGCAUUGACCUUAAGAGUGCGAUGGGUAUGGAAGGCGCUGUGGUAAAGAUAUCAACUGGCUCCGAACAACACGAUCUACACACCAUGUAUAAAGUUAAUGUCGAAGAUUUAUCACAGUUGUUAGCCUAUCAUGAGGUCUUUGGAAAAUUAAACACUGAGGGACAACCCCAAGCUAAGGUGAUAAACGAAGUGGAAGUUGAGGCCGGAACUAGCGCUGCCAUGUCGGAAGCGGAGUCAUCUCCCGGCCAUCAUUCUUGUGAUAUAUGCGGGAAAAUAUUCCAGUUCAGAUAUCAACUUAUAGUACACAGACGGUACCAUGGCGAAAACAAACCACAUACAUGUCAAGUGUGCGGGUCCGCUUUCGCUAAUCCAGUUGAACUGUCCAAACAUGGGAAAUGUCAUUUGGCGGGAGAUCCGACCGAGCGCCAGGCCAAACGUCUUGCUCAGGACAAACCGUAUGCUUGUUCUACUUGCCACAAGACGUUCUCGCGUAAGGAACACCUCGAUAACCACGUGCGAAGUCACACUGGAGAAACACCCUAUAGAUGUCAGUUCUGCGCCAAGACGUUCACUCGCAAGGAGCACAUGGUGAACCACGUCCGUAAACACACGGGCGAGACUCCGCACCGCUGUGAGAUCUGCAAGAAGAGCUUCACGAGGAAGGAGCACUUCAUGAACCACGUCAUGUGGCAUACCGGUGAAACACCGCACCAUUGUCAAAUAUGCGGCAAGAAGUAUACUAGGAAGGAGCAUUUAGUGAACCAUAUGAGAUCCCAUACAAACGAUACUCCCUUCAGAUGCGAUCUGUGCGGCAAAUCAUUCACCAGAAAGGAACACUUCACCAAUCAUAUAUUGUGGCACACUGGUGAGACUCCCCACCGCUGCGACUUCUGUUCGAAGACUUUUACCCGUAAGGAGCAUCUUUUAAACCACGUGCGACAACACACGGGCGAGUCUCCGCACCGCUGUAACUACUGCGCCAAGUCAUUCACACGGCGAGAACAUCUCGUGAACCACGUGAGGCAACAUACUGGCGAGACGCCAUUCCAGUGUGGAUACUGCCCUAAGGCUUUCACUAGAAAGGAUCAUCUUGUAAACCACGUCCGGCAGCAUACUGGGGAGUCUCCACAUAAAUGUUCCUUCUGCACGAAGUCUUUUACUCGCAAGGAACAUUUGACCAACCACGUGCGUCAACACACAGGAGAAUCUCCGCAUCGGUGUAUUUAUUGCUCCAAAUCUUUCACUAGAAAAGAACAUUUAACUAAUCACAUUAGACAACAUACGGGCGAGACUCCUCACAAGUGCACGUACUGUCCGCGUGCGUUCGCGAGGAAGGAACACCUCAACCAGCACGUGAGGCAGCACGUGGGCGACUCCCCGCACACCUGCUCCUACUGCCAGAAGACCUUCUCCAGGAAGGAACAUCUAGUAACUCACGUCCGACAACACACGGGUGAGACUCCAUUCAAAUGCACCUUCUGCGCCAAAUCGUUCAGUCGAAAAGAGCAUCUAACGAAUCACGUUCAUCUUCAUACCGGCGAAACGCCGCACAAAUGCCCCUUCUGUACCAAGACGUUCUCGAGGAAGGAACACUUGACUAAUCAUGUUAGGAUCCACACAGGAGAAUCUCCACAUCGAUGUGAAUUCUGUCAGAAGACAUUUACCCGUAAGGAGCAUUUGACGAACCAUCUAAAGCAACACACCGGCGACACGCCGCACGCCUGCAAAGUGUGCUCCAAACCAUUCACUAGAAAAGAACAUCUCAUUACUCACAUGAGGUCUCACAGCUGUGGCGAGCGACCAUAUAGUUGUGGCGAAUGCGGCAAAUCCUUCCCUCUGAAGGGCAACCUAUUAUUCCAUGAGCGAUCUCACAACAAAAACAACGCAGCUAACAAGCCGUUCCGAUGUGAUGUGUGCUCCAAAGAGUUUAUGUGCAAAGGUCAUCUAGUAACACAUAAGAGAACUCACACGGACACUGAAACACCGGCCGCUGAAACGGCUCCAGAAGAUGAUUGCGGAGAUUUCACAAAAUGCGAAAAAGACGCUGAUAGACCUGAACGAAAGCACGACAUUAGGACAACAACAGAAAAUAGACCAGCGGAAACGAAUGUCACAAGCAAUCAGCCAACAAAUACAGCAGUGAUGCAAAUAACUAGCCAGGAAGUUAGAACGUGCCCCACAACAAGCACGCCAUCUGUUGCCGGUACAUACACACAUACAAAUACCCAUCACAGUGGAACGAUAACACACCAUCCAGUGUCCGUGAAUUACUAGCAUACUAAAUUGGACACCAAUAUCGCUGUCUUGGACAGAUAAUAUGAACUUAACUGGCCAUAAAUUUUAAACUCUGCAAAAUUGAAGCUACGUUUAAGUUAAUGUCCAGUUACCUACAUCAAAUAACUUUUUCGCUUGGAAAGAACUAUAUAUUAAGUGUAGUGGUGGUUCAUUAAUAUAAAUAACUAAAUUAAAGUAUAAAAACUAUUUUUCAAAAUGUUUGCGGAUGUGAAUACUAUAGAUGUAAACAAUGUAAACUAGUAUGUAAAGAAAAUAUUUCAUUAGUUUUAUUAUAAAUUAAAAUACGAUAUAAUUUUUAUGUUAAUCAUACGGCUUGCACUUUAUAAAAUUAUGUAAUAUAUAGUCUGAUUUAGUAUAUUUUAUAACACAGCUAAUUUGUGAUUUAAGAUAGUGGUUCUGGUUUAAAUCCUAUAUUAUAUUUAGAGCUUACUUAUAUUAAGGUUUAUACAAGUCUUCAUUUCUAUUUACAUUUAAUAUGCAGUUUAUCAGAGUAACAACUGUUUCCACACCUAACACCUAGUUCUGUGUAACAAUUAAAUAAUCUAUCAUACAGUUGCAUCUAUAACAUAUUAACAAAGCAAAAUAAUAUUAAAACCUAAUGCAAUACAUACAUUCCUCGUUGUAAGCCUUGGUCAAUACACAAUAUAUUAUGAGAUGGUUUUUUUUGUUCCGGCUUAUAGAGAUUGAAAAGCAAUUUGUUUAACACCCAUACAUUUGUAUGUUAUAUUUUUUAUUUUGCAAAUAUUUUAUUUACAAUGUAAAUAGGGACCAGGGAGCAAGAUGUCUAUUAAAACAAUACGGUGAAAUACUUAUAACACUAUAUAAUUUAUUUAUUUACUUUUUAUUCUCAUAUACUUUAAUCAUUAGUCUUAUAGUUAUUCUUUGCCAUUUAUGUACAGUACAACGUGUGAUAAAUUGAUAGUUUCUUAAGGCUGGAAUUGUAUAGAUGUUACUGGUGGUUUAUAUGCUUAGCUUAGUUGACCCACCAGUAGGAGAAGUGGUGUUGUAAUCACUUCUAUGAUCACUGUAACAGCUUGUAUAUCAUAGUUUGUAAUUAAAUGUAAAUAUAAGACCUAUGUCAUAGUUAUAUAUAGUAUACAUAAGUUAAAUAUAUCAUUUAUGUUAUGCUAUUUUAUGGAGAUAUUAUGUGUUAGAUUGUGGGAUUUUACGAUUUUAAAUCACCUGGUACGUUACUUUAGUUACUUUUAUAACUCUGUGCUAUCAGCGAGAUAAACCAUCAAUAUGAUAAACAUUGUCUCUCAGGUGGUGCCACUUUUAUUUAUAUUUUAUAGAAGAUAAAAACUUUAUAUAGACCAUAGUAAGUACUAAAAUCUUAAAUUAUGUUCAGUAAUUUGAUAUGGAUGAGAUUAAAAUGUAAAAGAAA